Molecule: messenger RNA, 1197 nt
Organism: Thunnus maccoyii (southern bluefin tuna)
Lineage: Eukaryota; Metazoa; Chordata; Actinopteri; Scombriformes; Scombridae
Exons: 3
Coding region: 102-791 (229 amino acids)
Source: RefSeq, a predicted model, not a curated record
UGUGUUUCUUCAUCAUUUCCAAGCCGUCUGUAUGUGUGUGUACAAAAAUGAGAACUCUUGAAAAACCUGAAUUUAUCUGAUUAUUAGAGUUUUAGUCAGCCAUGUCUGGAAGUGACCAGAAAAACUCAAGUGACAGCAAUAAUUGUCACAGCAGUGAGGAGAAGGAUCCUCUUGAUGAAGUCGUAGCCGCUAUGGCCGGACUUUCUGUAAGUGGAAGGAGGUGUCCACCUGUAGGUGGAACCAGCAAGAAGUAUCACAAAAAAUGCACAAAAGUCACUCUGUCCACACUCCCUUGGGCUGUCAGUGGGAAGUUCACUGAUGCCAAGGUGAAGACUCUAAAAAGACGAUGGGACAAUGUCUUCUCAGAGGAUAAAAUUCGAUCCACCUCUCCUUACAUAAAAAGGAGUAAGAUUAAAACAAAAGUGCUGGGGAAAACCAAAGGGGAAAGGACCAGAAUGUACUUUGUUUACAACCGAGAAGAGCCUGAGCCCAACAUCCCACAAGAGCAGGAAAAUAUUGAAUGUAAAAAGACAGAGACGACAAAGGAGGCAGAGAACAAAGAGAAGGCAAAGCCUAGACGGGGCGGAGUAAUACAUAGAAGUGAGAAUAAUUGCUGCCCUGUCUUGCCAUCAAGUGCCUCUGAGCCACAGAGCCUCAGGGACCUGCAGAUGGAGGACAUCAAAGCAGUGGGCCAGACCUUCUGCCCAGGAUCAUAUUCAUACUGGAUAUGGGGGCUCAUACCACCACUGCCAAUUAGCAUACUUUGGCCAAAAUUGACUGUGGCCAAAUAAAUGAAUAAUAAUUGAUAUUAAUUAUAUUAUUGCCACUGCUGUUUUCAGUGUCUUCAGUGUCAACAUGACGGUUUAUAGUUGCAUGUAUGAUGAAUUAAUGACACUUUGGGUGUAUAAACAGCCAAGAUGGCUAUUCUGGUGUUGUUGGAGGACUUUUUCUAUGUUCAUUCAUAGCUAAGGGACUGGAAAUCAGGAUUGUGGACAUGCAUAGCAUUUUAUAAUGAGAUUUUUAAAAGAUACACAGACCUUUAGUCCUGAACCUACGCAGAUUUUAUUCAUCUGGUCCCGAAAUUGCAUUUUAUGAAUUUCUUUAAAGAGGCUAUAAUCAAUAUUUUUCAUAACAAUAAUGUAUCAAAUAACAAGAGAAGUGUCACUCGUAGAUAUGAGCCUAGAAUAUUAUCACCCG